Molecule: messenger RNA, 2746 nt
Organism: Lucilia sericata (common green bottle fly)
Lineage: Eukaryota; Metazoa; Arthropoda; Insecta; Diptera; Calliphoridae
Exons: 4
Source: RefSeq, a predicted model, not a curated record
UUAUGGAAGCUUAAGCGAAAGUAUAUUGAAAGUAAUUAAAAUAACUUGAAUGAAGAUCAUUGCAAUGGUGAAAAUUUACUUUAGAGCAAGGGUGAUCAAUGCCAAUUGCAUAAUGCAAAGGAAGUCCAUGGCUUAAGAGAUUAUCAUUUGCACUUCUUGCAUAUGGCGGAUAAUCACACCUAGUUCAAAAAAAGAAAAAAGAGGGAAUGUGGCCUUCAGCCUUAGAGAUGAAUACGAUAAAAUUUAUAAAAUGAAAACGGAAAUGAAAGAUAAAAUUAGUUAAGAUAAAGAGAAAACUAACUUAGAAUAAGAAUCUACUAACGAGAAUGUGGCCUUCAGCCUUAAAGAUGAAUAUAAUAAAAUUUAUGAGAUGGAAACGGAAAUGAAAGAUGAAAUUAAUUAAGAUAAAGGGAAAACUAACAUAGAAUAAGAAUCUAUUAACGUUAAAAUAUUAUAUAAGUGAAAAUGUGAAGUAGGAAUUUAAUUAAAUGUGAAGUAGAAAUUUAAUUGUACUAAUCGUACUAACACUUUAACAAUACAAUCAUACUAACACUCUAACAAACUAAUCGUAGAGCUAGACAAAACGACAUUUAUCAUUCCAGUCUCACGUGGUUCACGGCCGUGAACAGUCUACAAAUCUUCGAAUACCACUCGCAGUUGGUUACAUUCAAAUACGGCAAAGGUUGGCUGGUUGAUGGAAGGUUUAACCUGGUUCAUGUUAUCAACUUAGAGGAAUACGAGCGCCUAUUAGGCCAAACCGUGGCAAUGCUGGAAAAAAUUGCUGUGGAUGAGAAAGAACGGAUGGUAAUUGAUUUCCAUGUUAAUACAAUUUUUUCCCAAUUAGAUACGCUUAGGGGUAAAUACAAGAAGCAGAAACGCUCUAUCAACUGGAUCGGUUCAGCUUGGAAGUGGUUGGCUGGCAAUCCGGAUGCAGCAGAUUGGGAUAAUGUGUUGAGGUCUGAACAAAGCAUCAUUGAAAAUAAUAAUCACCAAUACGUGAUCAACGAUCGACUCUUUAAAGCGUCACAGGAAACAAUAUCCAAGGUUAAUGCAAUGGUGGCGCGAUUUCACAACGAGGUCAAUGCAACGAACGUCGAAAAAUUCAUUAAUCAAAUCCUACGCCAAAUAAUGGUCAUCAAAGAAGAGGUAAACGAGGUUAUGAGAGCCGCGCAAAUGGCCAAAGGUGGCAUAGUCAACUCUAAUGUACUCGACAGAGAAGAAAUUCACCGCAUAAUUGACGAAAUUGCAACACUCCCUUAUUCUAAUGAAUUGGAGGCCAUCGAGUACGCCGAUCCAAGGGUAUGCACAAACGGUUCAAUGAUUCUCUAUGUCCUUUCACUGCCCAAGGAAGGAAAGGUUAUAGACUUACCGUUUAACACGUUGCUGGUUAAUGAGAAAGAGACAUAUGGCAUCACCAAACCAUGCAUGCGAAUCAACAACAAUACCGUGUGUGAGGAAACGAGCUUGAGAAAACUCCCUGAAGAUGAUUGUGUUUCAAUUCUCAUCAAAGGAGGUGAAGCAAAAUGUUCCUACAGAUCCUGUGAAGAAGAGGUUGUCGAACUUGUUAUGGAAGACACCAUAUUCAUUACCAAUUUUAGAGGUAAUCUCCAGAGUGGUUACAUUACUAAAUUCCUUUCGGGAACCUACGCAGUGCGACUUAACAACGAAGAAGUGAAAAUAAAAAACGUUACGUACACCAGCCGAAGUGAGACAUCUAUACAAAUCCUACCCCAGAUCGUCACAACCAUCCUAGAAGAAAGGCGGCAGCUUGACAUAGGAUAUCUUCACAAUAUGAAUACGCUUAGGGGUAAAUACAAGAAGCAGAAACGCUCUAUCAACUGGAUCGGUUCAUCUUGGAAGUGGUUGGCUGGCAAUCCGGAUGCAGCAGAUUGGGAUAAUGUGUUGAGGUCUGAACAAAGCAUCAUUGAAAAUAAUAAUCACCAAUACGUGAUCAACGAUCGACUCUUUAAAGCGUCACAGGAAACAAUAUCCAAGGUUAAUGCAAUGGUGGCGCGAUUUCACAACGAGGUCAAUGCAACGAACGUCGAAAAAUUCAUUAAUCAAAUCCUACGCCAAAUAAUGGUCAUCAAAGAAGAGGUAAACGAGGUUAUGAGAGCCGCGCAAAUGGCCAAAGGUGGCAUAGUCAACUCUAAUGUACUCGACAGAGAAGAAAUUCACCGCAUAAUUGACGAAAUUGCAACACUCCCUUAUUCUAAUGAAUUGGAGGCCAUCGAGUACGCCGAUCCAAGGGUAUGCACAAACGGUUCAAUGAUUCUCUAUGUCCUUUCACUGCCCAAGGAAGGAAAGGUUAUAGACUUACCGUUUAACACGUUGCUGGUUAAUGAGAAAGAGACAUAUGGCAUCACCAAACCAUGCAUGCGAAUCAACAACAAUACCGUGUGUGAGGAAACGAGCUUGAGAAAACUCCCUGAAGAUGAUUGUGUUUCAAUUCUCAUCAAAGGAGGUGAAGCAAAAUGUUCCUACAGAUCCUGUGAAGAAGAGGUUGUCGAACUUGUUAUGGAAGACACCAUAUUCAUUACCAAUUUUAGAGGUAAUCUCCAGAGUGGUUACAUUACUAAAUUCCUUUCGGGAACCUACGCAGUGCGACUUAACAACGAAGAAGUGAAAAUAAAAAACGUUACGUACACCAGCCGAAGUGAGACAUCUAUACAAAUCCUACCCCAGAUCGUCACAACCAUCCUAGAAGAAAGGCGGCAGCUUGACAUAGGAUAUCUUCACAAUAUGA